Molecule: messenger RNA, 1569 nt
Organism: Zerene cesonia (dogface butterfly)
Lineage: Eukaryota; Metazoa; Arthropoda; Insecta; Lepidoptera; Pieridae
Product: purine nucleoside phosphorylase-like
Exons: 6
Coding region: 81-1061 (326 amino acids)
Biological process (GO): nucleoside metabolic process
Cellular component (GO): cytoplasm
Molecular function (GO): purine-nucleoside phosphorylase activity
Source: RefSeq, a predicted model, not a curated record
UAUUGUGUGUUAUCGGACGCUGUGGACAGUUCUUCUCGAUAAAUUCUUGUAAAUUAUUUCAUUGAUCAAUCUGUGUAGUGAUGUCGGUCAGAGCGAAUAAUAUGAACGGAACCAAGGCUUUUCCACCGGCAAAAAAAGCUUUACCUGAAGUGGAAAUGGAAACCAAUGGAAAUGGUAACAAAAUGUACUCUUAUGAGAUGUUGGAGGAGAUUUCGAAUUUUUUACUAUCGAAAACGAAAAUUAGACCUAUUAUAGGAAUCAUUUGUGGCUCUGGCAUGGGUUCGUAUUGGAAAGACGGUUCCUUGGCAGAAAAUAUAACGGAUCAAGAAUGUAUUCCAUAUGAAGAAAUACCUAACUUCCCUGUUAGCACAGUUGAGGGUCACCACGGGCGUCUUGUGUUUGGUCAUUUAGGAGAUAUUCCAGUGGUGGCCAUGCAAGGACGUUUUCAUUAUUACGAAGGAUACCCUCUAUGGAAGUGCUGUCUUCCAAUUCGAGUGAUGAAACUACUUGGAGUCAAAUCAUUAAUUGCUACAAACGCAGCUGGAGGAUUGAACCCUAACUACAAAAUCGGAGACAUAAUGAUUGUAUAUGAUCAUAUUAAUAUGAUGGGAUUUGCUGGUAAUAACCCUCUCCAUGGACCGAAUGACGAGAGAUUUGGACCUCGGUUUCCACCAAUGAACAAGGCCUACAAUUAUGAAUACAGAACUAUCGCCAAGAAGGUGGCAAAGGAAUUAAACUUUGACAAUAUCGUCAAAGAAGGAGUCUACACUUGUUUAGGAGGACCAAACUUUGAAACAGUAGCAGAAUUAAGAAUGUUAAAAAUGGUCGGGGUAGACGCUGUUGGAAUGUCUACUGUACAUGAGGUAAUAACGGCACGACACUGCGACAUGAAAGUCUUUGGACUUUCCUUAAUCACAAACGAGUGCAUUACCAAUUACGACGUAGACACAGAAGCAAACCACGAAGAAGUAUUGGACGUUGGCAAAAUGAGACAAGAUAUUCUUCGUAAAUACAUUUCUAGACUCGUACAAGAAUUUGGCAAAAUUGAACUUAGCAAAUGAUGAUACAUCUCUUUAGUACCGGAAUUCAUUCGUAUUUAUUCAAGAAAGGGGGCCAUCAAAAUGUUUCCGUAAAAGCAGAAUGUUAAUGCAGUCUCCUUUUUAUUAGCAGAGAUAUAAGUUUUAUAGAUGAUAGAUAGGUAAAUGUAAACGGUUCAGUUUUAAUCUUCAAUUAUUGUAGGAAUUAUGUAGAAAAUUUUGUAAAUACUGCGAAAUAAAAAUAUUUUAUGUAGGUAACUUAUCUUUUAAUGCAACACUGUUCCGUGGUAUGUAUUUCCUUAUUCGAUUUAAGUUAAUCUUAGUAACGUUUUAAUUGUCCUGUAGUAAUUAACUUUUUUAUGAUUUGUCUGCCAAUCAUAUCGACCUGUGGCAUUUUUUAUAUCAAUUAGGAACGGAAAUUUAUGAAUAUAUGUCGUAACAAAUUUUAUAUGAUAUUAGCCGAAUUUUAAUAUUUAUGAUCCAUACUUGAAUAUUUCAGUUUUUAGUAACAAUAAAACAUAAGAUUACAAAA